CUCUAACUCUGUCUGGCUUGCUUAUAUUGACCUCUUUCUUCAGCGCUAACAUCAACUCAGUUGUCCGCCGCCAAUUCGAUGCAGGCUUAGGUGUCCACCACCAGCGGUUUUGCUGUUCAACCCCGAGCGGCCUACCCAUCACCAUCCCAUAGCGACGGGGCCAGCAGUGUUCCCGAUAUCAACAAAGCUCAAAAUGUCACCUUUCGUCAUCCCGGAUACCCUGACGGAGCUAAUAUCCUGCUCAUACUACCCGUGCACGAUGGCCCUGGCGGAGGUAUUCACCACGACUUUGCGUGGACCGCUUGUGCUGUUGUUGCGAACUGCGCAUGGAGGAGUUUCCUGUCCGAGAGGCGAGAUGGGCAAAGCGUUGAUGUGGGAAAAGACAGCCUCUUGAAGGAGAGUGAUUACUACUUUCGAUUAACAGAUGAUGAGGAAGUAUCCUAUUGUCGUAUCCUUCGCCCAUUUCAAGUUCCCGCACCGCAACCUUCCGCCAUGCUGGACCUCCGAAGGUCUUCGAAUUCCUAUAUCGAACUACCAAUCACGUCCGACCAGCCUCUCAGAUAUACUUCUAGUGCGCGAUAGAUCCUGUCGAGUUACCGACCACUACGAAGGUACUGAAGACGUGCAUCUCAUCCCGCUCGUCGAGGAACGUUGGUUCAGAUCAAACGAAAUGUUGAAAUGCACUUCUCGCCCGCUUCCAUCGGUCACUUCGGCUGACGACCCUCGCAACUCUCUACUACUGCGCUCCGAUCUACACUCUACCUUCGACGCGAAACGCUAGGUCGUGGUCCCGAAGGCAGAAACCUGGGUAGUCCACGUGCUAGAUCCUAGCCCAUCAAGGCAGUUUUUAAGCUUAUACCACAACGUGACGUUGCAGCUGCUCGAGGACGUGUCGGUUGAGUAUUUGUUCGCACGAUUUGCUUCGACGAUCUUGACCCAACUCGCAUUUACUGGUUUUGCUGGGCGACGGAAUCUAGUUAUUGUAGACAUGGAAGACCAGUCGAGUAAUAUCGAGGAGCUCACGGGCGAACAGUGGGCAGGGCUCUUCCCUCUUCGAACGAGGAGCAGGAGCCAGAGUCCUACAAAGAGA
Messenger RNA from Eremomyces bilateralis CBS 781.70, 1090 nucleotides. RefSeq lists its product as uncharacterized. Lineage: Eukaryota; Fungi; Ascomycota; Dothideomycetes; Eremomycetales; Eremomycetaceae. The record is from RefSeq and is a predicted model, not a curated record. Bases 425 to 781 code for a protein of 118 amino acids. The transcript has 2 exons.